Molecule: messenger RNA, 5032 nt
Organism: Myotis daubentonii (Daubenton's bat)
Lineage: Eukaryota; Metazoa; Chordata; Mammalia; Chiroptera; Vespertilionidae
Gene: HDAC11
Product: histone deacetylase 11
Exons: 11
Coding region: 265-1212 (315 amino acids)
Biological process (GO): epigenetic regulation of gene expression
Cellular component (GO): histone deacetylase complex
Molecular function (GO): histone deacetylase activity
Source: RefSeq, a predicted model, not a curated record
GGGGGCGUGUCCUGGGCGGGACCGCGCCCCGCCCCGCCGGGUCCUGGAGCGGUGGUCGGCGCUGGGAGGGCCCAGCUGCGGGAUCCCGAGGAACAGGAGGCCGUCACGGGGCGCGGGUCUGACGUCUGCUCUCGGGCCCAUCCAGCCUUGCGGAGGCCCCGGCGGUGGCAGCGGCCGCGGACGCCGCAUACAACCCAGCUGUACCAGCACGUGCCCGAGACCCGGUGGCCCAUCGUGUACUCCUCCCGCUACAAUAUAACCUUCAUGGGCCUGGAGAAGCUGCAUCCCUUUGACGCCGGAAAAUGGGGCAAGGUGAUCAGCUUUCUAAAAGAAGAGAAGCUUCUGUCAGACGGCAUGCUGGUAGAGGCACGGGAAGCCUCAGAGGAAGACCUGCUGGUGGUGCACACGAGACGUUAUCUCAACGAGCUGAAGUGGUCCUUUGCUGUCGCUACCAUCACAGAAAUCCCCCCUGUCAUCUUUCUCCCCAACUUCCUUGUGCAGAGGAAGGUGCUGAAGCCCCUUCGGAUCCAGACAGGAGGAACCAUAAUGGCGGGGAAGCUGGCAGUGGAGCGAGGCUGGGCCAUCAAUGUGGGUGGUGGCUUCCAUCACUGCUCCAGCGACCGGGGAGGGGGCUUCUGCGCCUACGCAGACAUCACGCUCGCCAUCAAGUUUCUGUUUGAGCGAGUGGAGGGCAUCUCCAGGGCCACCAUUGUUGAUCUUGAUGCCCAUCAGGGCAAUGGGCAUGAACGGGACUUCAUGGGUGACCAGCGUGUGUACAUCAUGGAUGUCUACAACCGCCACAUCUACCCUGGAGACCGCUUUGCCAAGCAGGCCAUCAGGCGGAAGGUAGAGCUGGAGUGGGGCACCGAGGAUGACGAGUACCUGGAUAAAGUGGAGAGGAACCUCAAGAGAGCCCUUCAGGAGCAUCCUCCCGAUGUCAUGGUGUACAACGCAGGCACCGAUAUCCUCGAGGGUGACCGCCUUGGAGGACUGUCCAUUAGCCCACAGGGCAUCGUGAAGCGGGAUGAGCUGGUGUUCCGGGUGGCCCGCAGAUGUCAGGUGCCCAUCCUCAUGGUGACCUCAGGCGGGUACCAGAAGCGCACAGCCCGCAUCAUUGCUGACUCCAUCCUUAAUUUGUAUGACCUGGGGCUCAUUGGUCCUGAGUCAGCCAGCAUCUCAGCACAGAACUCAGACACACCUCUGCUACUCUAGGAGUUGCCCUGACUGCACUGCCCUUCGAAGCGGUUCUCUGCCUGCCUCCCACCCCUCCAACCCCUCAGUGCUUCUCCUUUUCUAACCACAUGGGAUGGCAGGGCAGCUGCUAGGGGCCCUGAAGGGCCUGGGGCUUGUCCCCACCCAGGCCUGCCUUCAGGGCUUGGCAGACAGCUCCUCCACUUUCCCCACUGGAUGUUCAGGCCCUGUGGAAGCAGGCAGUUCACCCAAGGAGAGAGGAGGGCAGGUGAGGCUCUGGGGGCUGCAGGGAAGGCCCCCAGGGGUCAGGAUGCUCCCUCCCGUUUUAAAAAAUGUCAGACCCGUGUCAGACCAAGGAAGCUUCCAUCUCUGCAAUGGCUGGGCCUCCCUCCUCUUAAGUCAUCAGAUUUGCUUCCUUUCUUGUCUCAAGCAUGGCCUGAGGAUCUGGGGACAGCCAUGUGGGUGGGACUGGAACCCGGCUCUUGGAGCCCGGCCUGGGGUGGGGACUGCACUCCUGGCCUGCAGAGCGGAACUCUGGUCCUAGAUGUGAGCAGUGGCAGGGAAAGGGGAGGUUUCCCUCUGGCAUUCCUUUAGAAUGCAAGGGCUGGACAUAUUCUCAGAGCCCCUUGCUGACACGUGGAUUGGAGGCCUGAGGGGCCCCGUCCCUGCUUCCAUAGGGGCCCACCUGUGCAGGGGGGAGCAGUUUGGGGAAGAGCACUUGGCUUGGGACCUCGGCGCUGGAAGCAUAACAGGGCUGCUGACCCCAGCGGGGAGGGCAGAGGAAGAUGAGGACUGGACGGGGAAAUCUCGGGUGGGGCAGGUGGCCAAGCCAGGUGCUGCAGGAACCAAGGCCCCAGGUAGGGACUGAAGAACUGAGGAGGCCAGGCCGGGGUUUCUGGAGGGAGAGCAGAGGGUCUCCAUCUGGCCUAUAAGUUGUAAGGGAAGGGAGCUGGGGCAGGGCCCUGGGUGGGGCUGCAGAAUCCACUCGCCUCACCCAAAUCCCUGGGGGUCUGAUCACACUGUCCAGGAUCCCGAGUGGGCCCUAACCUUGUCCUCAGCUCUACUCUGAAGGGGACUCUUGGGUUCCUCAGGAAGCUGGCUUGGGGGAGAGCCCAUUCCAUUGCCUGGGUGUGUUCUUAGUGGACAAAGGUGGGGCUAGAGACGUAUCUGGGUCCCAGGUCCUAUGGGUUUUGUGGCCAUUAUCCUCUGGGGCUGCUCCUGUAAUCUCACACUUCCUCCCUCACACUUCCUCUGCUGCAGCAUGGGUGGGGGUGGAAUAAAGUUCCAAGAUCACAAACUGUCAAAAAUGCUGACCUUCUGGGCAAGACCUGAGUCAUUAACCAUCACGUGGACCACACUCCACUCCACCCUCCCACCCCCUGCCUUUGUCCUUGGUAUCUCUGUAUCUGAUCCCUAACAUCCCUUCAUCUCCAGUGACAGCCUGUGAGCUUCUGUUUGUAAAGAACCAUAAAGGCUCUUCUUGACUGGGCCUAGUCACUGUGUGCUCUUGAGAUGAAGAAUCCCUCCCUCCUAUGAAUUAAAGGAAAUAAACAUUUAAAAUGCACAUAACACAAGGCCUGACAUCAGCAGCUGCCCAAGAAGUGAAAGUAUUUUAUUCUACCCUCCAAGUCUUAUGAAGUAGUCAUUAUUCCCAUUUUACAGAUGAUACAGUGAACAACGUGAUCCAAACCCCAUACAUAUCUAGUGAGGCAUAGAGCCAGGUUGAACCUAGCUCUAGUGGACUCCAAAGUAAGCAUCUCAGCUGCCUCAAAUUUAGCAGGGGUGAAGGAGAUGGGGGGAGGUCAUUGCUCUCCAAACAGGAGGGUCUGGGAAAGUAUGGGAUGGGAAGGCAGGAAGGGUUGGACUCUGAUGGUGGCUCUGCACAGUGUAGAGGCAGUGGGUACUCCUGCAGGGCAGCACAUUGUGUGUAUGUGUGUGUGUAAGCAGGUGCUCCAGCAGGGCAGCGUGUGUGUGUGUUUGUGUGUGUAUGUGUGUUGCCGCAACCAGCACAGCUAGGGUUUGUGAUCUGAAGGAGGGGUCAACGCACAAAUGAAAAUACUAUAUAAGAAAUAUGAAUUUAGAAGGCAUGGGUGGGGGGGCAGGUGGAGACCUCGCUCUUGGAGAGGCACCCUGAAACCUCGCCUUAGCUGCUUUUUAUUCAGUUUUAGAUACACAUCUUGCCCUCAGUAAAGCAUGGCAAACAGGUAGCAGACAUAACGUCUCUAAGAUCAAUAAAGAUCAGUAAGGUCCAGUAAACGUGCUUUUAGGCUAUUAGGUCAGGAAAUUGCUUCGAGUCACUACUAUCUCAACACGAACGAUGGUGCUUAGCAUUAGCCUUGCCAAUACUCAAGGUCCAUUGGCCUUUUGCAUUCCUUGAUGCACUCUCAUGAUAGUAUUGACAGUGGAUGGCCUCCCACAUCUCCCCCUUUUUGUUUUAUUAAUCUUGAAAAUGUAUGUUGUCUGUAGGGCUUGAGUCCUUUUAAGACUUUUCAUUCUGCAUCUGCAGACUAGAAAUAAACAUAUAAGAACAAGAAUGAGACAGACAAUAGUGGUUAUGCUAACAGGCAAAUGUAAGGAGAUUCAAUGAAAAGGAUUGAGUUCUUUCAUGUCCUUUUUAAAAUGCUGCCAGGCAUCUAAGGAACUAGUUUGUAGUAAGCUCCUUUCUGGGCCAUCAGUUCUUUAUGGGUCCCCUUCACAAUCACUGUCCCCUGUGACAUGACAGCAAUCAUAUUUGAGUUCUGGAUGGUGGACAAAUGGUGGGCAGUGACAAUGCAGGUGCGACCUCCUCUGGCUUUGUCCAGGGCAACCUGCACCAUUGCACAACUGAUGACUGCUAGCAUGACAGGGCUUUUUCACCAUCCUCCAAGUUAUCUCUGGACUGUUUGUCAUCUGUCUCAUUCUCCUCCCAUUCCUUAUCUUCAGCGUGUUGCUUGGGGCUAUUGCUUUUUGGGGCUGGAGUAGUUGUCUGUCUGCAGCCGCAGAUACAGGGUGAGGCUCCAGGUGCAAGGUCCUCAUUAGUCUGGUCAGUUCCUCUCUCAGAUCUAUGUUGAAGUUUAAUAUUCCUUGCAGGAAUCCACACAGGCUUGGAGGAGUUUUCUGGAAAUACACAAGCAUAUCCUCGACCAAAUGUUAACAAGGGGUUGGGACCCUUCCAUGAACCAGACUCGAGAUCUUUCCAUUUAACCACACCAUUUUCCUUUGGCUUAUUCUGACACCAGUGUAAUCCAUAGGUGUCUUGCCAUCAGUGUUACAAGGGAAAAUAUUUAAAGUAAUUAAGGCUUGUUGUAGUCUACUUACAGGAGAUUUCAGCACUACUCCCCCUUUUUGUUUUUCAAGUUGGGAUUUUAGCCACUGAUUUUUGCAUUCUAUAAUUGCUUGUCCUUGGGAAUUGUAUGGUAUUCCCAUAAUGUACUGAAUUUUCCACUUUUUAUAAAAUUGCUGGAAAAGAUAGCUUGUGUAUGUGGGUCCAUUAUCAGUUUUAGUAAUUUUUGGCAUUCCCAUGACAGCAAAAGCAGCAAUGAUUAAGGACCUGUUUUGCCAUUUCCCCUGUAGAUGCAGUGGCCCACAGGAUCUUUGAAAUAGUGUCUAGAAAGACAUGCAAUGCCCCAAGGUGUCCAAAAGGAGUAUAGUGUGUUACAUCCAUUUGCCAGAUAUGGUCCCUUAUCAAUCCUCAAGGGUUAAUUCCUGUAUUAGGCCCUUGAGGCAGAUGUAACAUGCAAGUGGGACAUUCCUUGAUAAUCUGUUUUGCCUGCUGUCAAGUGAUUGAGAAUUGUUUAGGCAGGCUGAUGUAAAAGCUGAUGAGAUUCUGUGGCCUGUUUUAAUAAAGCAACCAAUUGAUUAG